AUGAAAUACCAGACGUUACUAUCUUGUAUAAAACCAACAGAACCAAGAAGACAGUGCAAGAUCAAGACUCGACUUGUUCCAGUGAACCAACAGCUCAAAAAAUGGGACACCAGUUCUGAAGCUGAAAACAUGACCGGAGGCACAGCACAUAACACCACUAUGCAGCAAGAGGGAUUUACAAGCUUUGGGAUCUUUGUAUUAUGCAUUUUCAUUGCCACCAUUGUAGUGGGUCUCAUUGGAAAUGGGCUUGUAAUAUUUCUGACUGGCUGCAGAAUGAAGACGACCGUCAACUCCAUUUGGUUUCUCAACUUGGCGAUUGCAGACUUCCUCUUCAUGUUGUCUUCAAUCAUAUUUCUUCUCUCAGUUUUGGUCUUGUGGAACCUUAACUUACUGAUAUACAUUUGCAGCAUCAUGUUUACACUAAAUCUGUCUGCUAGUAUUUUUUUUCUUGUAGUUAUCAGUCUGGACCGAUGCCUGUGUACAUGGAUGGUUGUUUGGGCUCAAAAUAAACGAACUUUACUUAAAGCCAAGAUCAUCUGCAUAAUUGUGUGGGUUUCAUCCAUUGGAUGCAGCAUUCCUUCCUUUAUGUUUGAUAUAUCUACUUCGCUGGUCACAUAUCAUUUUACACUGAGCUUCCUCAUCCCCUUUCUGAUCAUUGCAUCUUCAUACAUAGCGAUUGGAAUACGAAUCAAACGCCUCAAAAGGGUGAAGCAGCUCAGGUCGUACCGGGUCAUUAUAACCAUAAUCCUGGCUUUUUUCAUAUGUUGGUUUCCAUGCCAUGUUUGCAGUUUUUAUUUAGUAACUGUAGUAGGAACAGUUGUAAGAAAUAACUGGAGUGAUAAUCUAAUGAUAACGAAAGUAUUUUUGAUAGCUCUGACUGUCAGUGCCUACCUGGUUUAUCUAAACAGCUGUAUGAAAAAAGUUUUAUAUGUGUUCAUGUGUGAUGAGUAUAAGAAGAAGCUUAAACAGUCUUUGCUGCUGGUGCUGGAGACGGCUUUUGCUGAAGAUCAUCUGGACUUUAAGGCAGGUGCAAAAGAACAACCAGGACAUGAAAACCCAAUUGAAUUGUUAGAUAUGUAGAAAACUGAUCUCUAAAUGAUAAACCUGGAUCUUAUCCAGUAUGUUUAUAGUCCUUAUCUAGCAAUUUGUAAAAAACAGCAACUGCAAAAUUCAAGUUUGGAGCAUGACUGUGUAUAAUGUGUGUUGUAAAACCAAACAGAGAAAAUCUCUUCAAGCUAAUGAACAUUAUAUAUGUUUGUGAAACUUUUUCAUGGAUCUAAAUAAAAAGCUCAUUUUGUUCUGCUGA
Messenger RNA from Cyprinus carpio (common carp), 1306 nucleotides. RefSeq names its product fMet-Leu-Phe receptor-like. NCBI's taxonomy places the organism in Eukaryota, Metazoa, Chordata, Actinopteri, Cypriniformes, Cyprinidae. Bases 1 to 1080 code for a protein of 359 amino acids. The record is from RefSeq and is a predicted model, not a curated record. The transcript is spliced from 2 exons.